This is a messenger RNA of Argiope bruennichi, 1027 nucleotides long. It is a transcript of the gene MED4, whose product is annotated as mediator of RNA polymerase II transcription subunit 4-like. Gene Ontology annotation, cellular component: mediator complex; core mediator complex. Gene Ontology annotation, biological process: regulation of transcription by RNA polymerase II. Lineage: Eukaryota; Metazoa; Arthropoda; Arachnida; Araneae; Araneidae. The transcript has 6 exons. The record is from RefSeq and is a predicted model, not a curated record. Bases 180 to 953 code for a protein of 257 amino acids. Gene Ontology annotation, molecular function: transcription coregulator activity.
UUGAAUUGCGUUCUGAAUUAAAGACUCGCCGUUUUGUUAUCGGAAAUGACUUGUUUAUAACAGCUUUUUUUUAAUUGCUUUAAAUUAUAUGGCAUACUUUAGUAUUUAUUCGGCCCUUGCUAAAUAAAUAAAGUCUAUUAAACUAUAAUAAUUACUGGAGCAUAAAUAAUUUUAUCAUUAUGUCAAAUGUUGGAACACGAGACCUCUUAUUGAGCAUCAUUGAUGAUAUUGAAAUAAUAUCCAAGGAAUUGUUUGAAAGUUUGAUCGCUCCUAAAGGCCAGAAACUCACUUCUGGUGAACUCUCACAGCUUGCAGAACUUCUUGUUUUGAAAGAUCAAGAAUUGAAAUCAACUUUGCUAAUUGCUGCAGAACAAGCCGAGAUUCAGAAAAAAAUUGAUGCACUUCAAGCAGAAGUAGAGAAAGUGGACAAUGAUAUUCAUCACCUUCAAAAGUAUCUAAAAGAAGCUGAACACUUACUGGCUACUGCUGUGUAUCAAGCCCGACAAAAAUUGCAGUGCAUUGCUAAGAGUAAUGAGAGAAGUGUUUCUGUUGAUGAAUUAAUAAAGUAUGCUCACAGAAUUAGUUGUUCAUAUGCAGUUGCUGCUCCUCAUAACUGGCAACCUGGAGAUCCUAGACGACCAUAUCCGACUGAUAUCGAAAUGCGUCUUGGAUAUCUGGGACGUCUCAGUGACUUGCCCAUUAGUGGAAACAUGCUUCAACAACAACAAGGGAACAUGGAAAUGGGUGUGGCUAGAGGAGCUCAUGGAGAACAAAACCCAUCUUCACAAGCUGGAACCUUUACCUGGUCAGCAUCCACUGAUUUAAAGAACAGUAUAAGUUCUACCAGUAACCAUGGUGUUGGUAUGGACGCUAAAUCUCAUAAUAAGGAAAAUGAAGAUGUUGAGGUGAUGUCUACAGAUUCUUCUAGUAGCUCCUCUAGUGACAGUCAAUGAAUGUGGGUCAUUUUCAAGUAUCUCAUCUAAUUUGUAAAUACUACCAUUCAUUAAAAUAUUUAUUUCAAGUGUAA